Leishmania braziliensis MHOM/BR/75/M2904 is the source of this 1404-nucleotide messenger RNA. NCBI's taxonomy places the organism in Eukaryota, Euglenozoa, Kinetoplastea, Trypanosomatida, Trypanosomatidae. The record is from the annotation of a RefSeq genome assembly.
UCUCGCAGCUCCAUAGGCUGCUGUUCUUUUUCUUCUUCACCCCCGACCCCCUCGCUGGAGGACUUUACCAGCCGUGCUGAGGAGGACAUCCCGCUGGAUCCGUCGCCGGGCUCCAGCCUCUUGGGCACCCACCUCAUAGUGCGCCAGCACCGACGUGAUCAGCAGCCCAACCGUCGACUGUAUCUUAUAUGGGCCGCUGGCGAACUGUUGGUGCGCGGCCAACUUCCAGGCGCUGCGUCCCUUGGCCCCGUAGAAGGUGCCCCUAGUGUCGCCAAUGGUGGCGGCAUCGACGGAGGAUCGCACGCUGCAGCAUCGUUCCCAACGCACCCCACCACCAGCGGAGCUCCCUCUCUGCCUUCCGCUGCUGCUGCGGCUGGCGGCGAUGACGGUACCGCUGUGGAGCGUGUCGUUGCCGACAGUGGUGCGGCGGCGGCAGAAGCAGGCGCAUCUGCGCCAGCAGCGUCGGAAAGAGCUCGGCAACAUCGUGGACGGGGGAACACUUGGCCUCAGCAUGUCGUUCUCUGCCGCCGCCGACCGCACUGGUGUGGAAAGCCUCAUGGGCACCUUGGCAUCGUCGUCUAGCCGCAGCGUACGACUGGCCUUGGAGUCACGUUCCUUUCGCAGGCGAGUGUCAUGCGCAAGGCCUCGUCGCUGCUGUGCGGCCUCUGCUAGCACAACAUAUUUGGCAUAGUCGACCGCUGCGUCGGCAUUGCGGAGUCGACACUGCUUGUAUGCUGCCAGCUUGUCGAGGACGAGGCUGCCGCCCCCUCGAUGUACGACCGGCUUCCCACGUCGCCGUCAUCCUCGCAUAUCGUGUGCGAGUUUAGUUCUCAGCUUGCCCAUGUUAGCCCGUUCGUUGAGGGCGAGUUUCUGCUAGACAUUGGCCAUGCCUUCAACUUGCCCUUCGACUAUUUCUUUGUCUGCGCUGCACGGCCCCACAGCUCACUGCGACUCAUCGUGACUGCCUUUACUGAGGGUGCCGCCGCGGAGGGGUUGCAGGCGCCCGUCGCGUAUGCCUGCGUCUCGCUCUCCAUCGCCAGCCCCGGUCGCCCUACAGUCACAGCGCGGAUGUGGGCACCCCACAAGGUCGGUGUGGAGUUUCUCCGCACCCCGCUGGUUGGUGGUGCACCAGGGCCGGUGGAUGCACGUCAGGCGGGCCCUGCCCCGACACACCACAUGGCAAUCAACGUGAAGGAGGCCCUCUACGUUGACAGCGUUGGCACACUGCACAUCACAGUGAAUGUACUCCACACCACACAAGCAGAGAGGCAAUCGCUAAGGCAUGCAGCAGUGCGUUCUUUCUGCGGCGAUAGAUGUGGCAUCUCCGCCAUUCAUCCAUGUUGCCUGCCGUGUAGAACGAGUUCCUCUGCGCCUGUGCUUGUGGUUGCCCACAGCCCACCUUGA